AUGACGACAGCGAAUGCCCCGCUCUCCUCCUCCUCCCCAGGAAAUUGCACCGUAGAUGACACUGAUGCUCCAAACGCCGCCUUUCAUACCAAGCUAUUCAUUAACAACAAGCCUCAGUACACCUCUGCCAAAUCAGGCCAGUAUUGGACGGUUCGAAACCCCACCGAUAACUCUAUUGUUACAGAAGACGUCCACUGUGCUGGGGAAGAGGACGUCAACGAUGCAGUGGCAUCUUCCAAAUCUGCGUUCGAGGGAAGUUGGGGCAAGAUGGCCAGCAGCGAGCGUCAAAAGAUCAUGCUGAAACUUGCCGAUCUGCUUGAUUUGGAAUAUCUUGCCCUAAUGAAGCUCGAAAGCAUUGCAAUGGGACAGCCAACUGCCUUUGGCGCUCGACUUGGCGCACUCUUGGGACCCAUUGUCCGGUAUUACGCCGGAUGGUGCGACAAGCUUCCUGGAGAGAUGCAACCAGAGGAUGGCGAUGGACGUUUCAAACUGGUGCGCUACCAACCCCUGGGUGUCUGCGCUGGUAUUGCCGCAUGGAAUGCCACCCUGGUUUUCCUCUGCAUGAAGACCAUGCCCGCUAUUGCAGCUGGAAACACGGUCCUUGGCCUUUGGGGAACUAGUAAAGAAAGCUGGUUUCCCCCCGGCGUCAUCAACAUCAUAUCCGGCCCUGGGUCGACAGGGGAGCUACUCGCAUCUCAUAUGGGCAUAAAAAAGAUCAGUUACACUGGUUCUGUGAAAGCAGGACGAAAAGUCCAGGUCUCCGCGACGAACAGUAACCUUAAGCGCGUUACCCUCGAACUCGGGGGUAAAUCACCCUCAAUCAUCUUUUCUGAUGCGAACCUUGAGAACGCGCUUGAGAAUUCCUCACAGAACUUUCUGCUCAACUCCGGCCAGGUCUGCGUUGCUGCGACAAGAGUCAUCAUUCAUCAAGAUAUCGCCGAAAAGUUCGCGACAGGGUUAAAGGCUCGCUUCGAGAUGUUCAAGAAUACCAUGGGCGACCCUUUGGCGAAAGAGACGUUUCUUGGACCGCUGGCUGAUAAAGCGCAAACAGAGCGCGUCCAGGCCUUUUUUGAGCAAAGCAAGAAAGAUGGAGUCGAAUUUCUUACGGGUGGCGAAAUUAAUGGUAAUUUCGUUGAACCAACAAUAAUGAAGAGCCCUCCGCUUGAAUCCUCUGUCUGGAAGGAAGAGAUUUUCGGUCCAGCGUUGGGAAUCCAAACCUUCAGAUCUGAAGAUGAAGCUGUUCGACUUGCAAACGAUACCAACUAUGGUUUAUCUGCCUGUGUCUACACGAGCGAUAUUGCUCGUGCAUUGAGAGUAUCAGGGCGACUUGAGUCUGGAACUGUGGCGAUCAAUUCCAAUUUUUUCCCGACAGUCACUGUUCCCUUUGGAGGUUGGAAAGAAAGCGGGAAUGGAGGUCGUGAGGGCGGUUAUGCGGCUGUUAAAAGUUAUCUGGAAUCCAAAACCAUCACUGUGAAUAUGGACGUUGGACCUAGAUAA
Molecule: messenger RNA, 1497 nt
Organism: Penicillium samsonianum
Lineage: Eukaryota; Fungi; Ascomycota; Eurotiomycetes; Eurotiales; Aspergillaceae
Product: aldehyde dehydrogenase family protein
Exons: 3
Coding region: 1-1497 (498 amino acids)
Molecular function (GO): aldehyde dehydrogenase (NAD+) activity
Source: RefSeq, a predicted model, not a curated record